Pangasianodon hypophthalmus (striped catfish) is the source of this 9537-nucleotide messenger RNA. RefSeq names its product pecanex 1 (gene pcnx1). Gene Ontology annotation, cellular component: membrane. The coding region runs from base 213 to 6638 and encodes 2141 amino acids. The transcript is spliced from 36 exons. Lineage: Eukaryota; Metazoa; Chordata; Actinopteri; Siluriformes; Pangasiidae. The record is from RefSeq and is a predicted model, not a curated record.
UGUGGGACGCUGGAGGACUCGGAGGAGCAGCAGCAGCAGCAGUAAGAGCAGGAGGAGGAGGAGGAGGUGGAGGAGGAACGCAGGCUGUGCACAGAUGGAGCGCUUUAUUUUGCAGGCCCGAGUCAGAGUCAGAGGCGAGGCGGAGCAGCUCCGGGACGCUGUCAGUGCGCUGAAGGCGCAGGUUUAGCGGUUAAAGGCUGCGGAUCGGAAGCAUGGGCUCUCAGACGCUGCAGAUCCUCAGGCAGGGGGUCUGGGCUUCCGUCACGGGCGGAUGGUACUACGACCCCCAUCAGAACACCUUCGUCAACGCGUUACACCUCUACAUCUGGCUCUUCCUAUUGUGUUUCCCUUUCACUCUCUACAUGGCCCUCCCCCCCACCAUGCUGAUAGUGGGCGUGUACUGCGGCGUGAUCGGCGGCGUGUUUGUGCUGUUGAAGGCGGUGAACUAUCGGCUCCACACGGCGCUGGACGAAGGGGAAGUGAUCAACGCAGAACAGCAGCGAGACGCCACACACACACACCCAGACGAGUCCAGCGGCUCCGGGGAUCCUGGAGGAGGAAUCGAGUUGGCUGAUUUUGUCCGAGAGGAAACUCCACCAGUCGCCUGCAGCUCGCGCAACUCCUACACUGGCAUGGACUCCAACCUCCAGAUCACUUCCUCUCGUGGAGGUCCAGCCGCAGUAAAAGCAGCUGAUGUUGGAAAGACCUCAGAUGACCUCAGUCUGAGUUUAGCUCCGAGCUGCAGCCAGGAACAAGAUCUGACAUCAGAGCCUAAGAUCUACGGCCUCAUCUCCAACGACUCCUUUGCCUCCAUGCAGCCUUCCACCUCGUUGGCUCAGGACCUCUACAGCUCCACCCCUCACCCUUUCAGCCAAUCACUGUCCUCCUGCGACACAGAAAUCCCCGCCCACUCCCAGUCUUUCAGGAAAGACUCGUCUCGUCCCCGUGGCCUCCCUCGCACUUCGAGCUCGGCCUUUCCCGAUCCUUCCAUCCCAGACUUUGGCCUCUACCCCCCUUCCCGGCGUAGUGGACUCGACCCGGUGUGUGAACUGGACACGCCCCGGCCACAGGGGGCGCCACAGAGCGCGGACACGGCCGUCCCCUCCACGUCAGGACUGGACUGCUGUAAGCACCAUAAAAGGGAACGGCGCAAACUGGCCCGGUCCAUUUCCAGAGAAACGGGGGACGAAUGUCAGGGUGAAUCUGGACUGUACCAAGUGGAGGGUUUUCGUGGGGGGAUUUCAGGUGGAAGCAGGAGGAAAAGACGAGGGGAAAAAAGCGUGGAAAGUUUGCGAAGCCUGAGCACACGCAGUAGCGGCUCGACAGAGAGUUACUGCAGUGGGACGGACCGUGACACACACAGCACGCUGAGUAGUCUGCAUAGUGAACAGACUAGCUCCACCCACGUCGAGAGUCUCAUAUCACUCUCGUUGGACGAGGGCGGGACAACGGAACCUAGCAUAACCUCAGGAGAGGGCAAUAAAAACCCUCAUGCUAAUGAAAUUAGCCCAAAAGCAGUUAAUGCUAAUGAACCCACAACUCCAAAAAACACAUCACAAACCACCAGCCACGAAGGGGAGGAGCUUAGAAAGGAAGAGAGUGGGGUAAGGACGAGCCCAGAAGCCUCUGCAGACUCCACCCACCUCUGUAAGGAGGCGGAGCAUGAUGACGCUAAGCCCAAAUCAGCCAGUCACUCCGAUGCCAGCCAUAGCGGGCGCCGACGCAGCGCUAAGAAACGCGCUAGCAGUUUCGAUGCUGCCCGUUACCAUGACUACACCUGCUUCCGCGGCAUAGCGAAACCUCGCUCGGCCGUUUUUGCUAAAAACGACGAGGACUCGAGCGACUUGAGCGAGCUCAGCCACGCCUCCAGUCUCAACUCCGCCCAUCGGGUGGAGCUAAGCCACGCCCCCGGUACGUCCCAGAAGAAGGAGAAAGAGAAGGAGAGAGAGAGGGGGAAGAAGCGAGCGUCUCGGCGUACAGCCAGCACAGGAAGUGCCAAAGUUCAGCUGCGUAAAUGCGCCAACGAGCCGCAGCACCUGGGGGCGCCGGCCGACCCUCGACCCCUCAGCACCUCCAAAUCCGACCUGGAGGCCAAAGAAGGAGAAGUGCUGGAUGCAGCGUCGCUGCUGGGACGAGCCAGUCAGCUGGAGUCUGUCACCCGCUCCAGGAACAGUUUACCCUGUCCAAUCAGCAUCACCGACACGCACGACCCGGCCAGGGCGGCGGUUAACGAGGACGGCGUGACGUUCAGGAGAGAACGCAGCACGUUUCGCCGUCAGGCUGUACGGAGACGCCACAACGCCGGGAGCAACACCGCCUCCAUCAUCGCAUCACCGCUCAGUCUUCAGGAAGCGCUCAGUCAGGUGUCUCAGGCUUCUUCUGGGUCACAGGUCAAAGGUCAGAUGAGCACUAGCGCCUCCCUGCUGGUCAGGAAUGGGAGUGCACAGCUGGAGGGUUUUCAGGAUAAAGCGUCCACCGUCGGCCUGCAUGAAGACUUCGGUAAGCUGACUCCCUCUCUGUACGAGGUUGGAGGAUGCGAUGUGUCUCUCGUUAACUUUGAACCUGCGACAAGACGAGCAUCCAACAACGUGUGGGACACGGAUUCUCACCUCUCCAGUUCUACCUCAGUUCGCUUCUACCCUCAUGACCUGAUCCGUCUGAACCGUCUGCUGUCGAUGGACACUGAGCUGUUGGAGCAGGACGGUGAUGUGAGUCCUGACCUGCAGGAGGCGCCGCACAGCUCACACGAGCCGACGCACAAACACACUCACACACACUCGCACACACACACCAACACACACAAGGCCAAGCAGUACUACCGCUUCUCCCUGCUGCCGUACCUGUGGGUGGGGCUGCGCUUCGACAGACUCACGCUGCUCGCGCUGUUCGACAGGAACCGUGAGGUUCUAGAGAACGUUCUGGCCGUGGUUCUGGCGGUGCUGGUGGCGUUCCUGGGCUCGGUUCUGCUCAUUCACGGCUUCUUCACCGACAUCUGGGUCUUCCAGUUCUGCCUCGUCAUCGCCAGCUGCCAGUACUCACUGUUAAAGAGUGUUCAGCCAGACUCGUCCUCUCCUCGACACGGUCAUAACCGGAUCAUAGCGUACAGCAGGCCGGUGUAUUUCUGUGUGUGUUGUGUUCUGAUCUGCGUGUUCCACUACAGCAGUGUGAGCUCCAGUUCGAACACACACACGCUGUACGGAGUCACACUCAGCUCAUCACUGCUGCUCGGCGCCACACGCGACCUCGUCAUCGUCUUCAUCCUGUGUUUUCCUGUCAUCUUCUUCGCCGGACUCCUCCCUCAAGUCAACACGUUCCUCAUGUACCUGUUUGAGCAGAUCGACAUCCACGUGUUUGGAGGAAACGCGUGUACCAGUCUUCCCUCGUCCAUAUACAGUGUGGUGAGGAGUGUGGUUACCGUGGCGAUGCUGUACGGAUUCUGCUACGGAUCCCUGCAGGAGCCGUGGGACCCUCAGCACAUCCCGGUGCUGUUCUCUGUGUUCUGCGGUCUGCUCGUCGCCGUGUCCUAUCACCUCAGCCGCCAGAGCAGCGACCCCACCGUCCUCAUCUCUCUGGUCCAGGCGAAAGUUUUCCCGAGCGUGGCGAAGGAUCAAAACCCGGAAGAUCCUCUUUCUGAGGUGCAGGACCCUCUACCAGAGAAACUCAGGAACUCUGUGAAUGAAAGGCUGCAGUCUGAUGUGAUCAUGUGUGUGCUCAUCGCUGUGCUCUACUUCGCCAUUCACGUCAGUACCGUCUUCCUCGCCCUGCAGCCGUUCCUGAGUUAUGUGCUGUACGGGCUGGUGGGUGCUGUCGGGUUCUUCACGCACUAUCUCCUGCCCCAGAUGAGGAAACAGCUGCCCUGGUACUGCUUUUCCCAUCCGCUGCUCAAAACCAGAGAGUAUUACCAGUUUGAGGUGCACGGUGCAGCUCAUGUGAUGUGGUUCGAGUGGCUCCACCUGUGGCUGCUGUUUGUGGAGAAGAACGUUCUUUAUCCUCUCGUCAUUCUGAAUGAACUCAGCAGAAGCGCACAGGAACUCGCCAGCUCCAAGAAACUCACCACAGAGGUGGGAGCGGUGGUGUUGAGUGUAUCAGGGUUGAAGUUGUUGCGUUCGUGCUUCAGCAGUCCGGCCUCUCAGUACGUCACCGUGCUCUUCACAGUCCUCUUCUUCACCUUCGACUAUCAGCACCUGUCAGAAACGCCGCUGCUCAACCUCUUCAUCAUGUCCAUCAUCUUCAGCAAGCUGUGGGAGCUGCUGAAUAAGCUACGCUUUGUUUACACCUACAUCGCUCCGUGGCAGAUCACCUGGGGUUCAGCCUUCCACGCCUUCGCUCAGCCCUUCGCUGUACCACAUUCGGCCAUGUUGUUUGUGCAGGCGAUGGUGUCGGCCAUUUUCUCCACUCCUCUCAACCCGUUUCUGGGCAGUGCCAUUUUUAUCACGUCCUACGUCCGACCUGUUAAAUUCUGGGAGAGAGAUUACAACACAAAGCGGGUGGAUCACUCCAACACCAGACUGGCAUCUCAACUGGACAGGAAUCCAGGUUCGGAUGAUAACAACCUGAACUCGAUCUUCUAUGAGCACCUGACUCGUUCUCUGCAGCACUCUCUGUGUGGGGAUCUGCUGCUGGGCCGCUGGGGAACCUUCAGCACCGGAGACUGUUUCAUCAUGGCCUCUGAUUACCUCAACGCCCUCGUCCACCUCGUCGAGAUCGGCAAUGGCCUCGUCACCUUCCAGCUCCGCGGCCUCGAGUUCAGAGGAACGUACUGCCAGCAGAGGGAGGUGGAGGCCAUUACGGAGGGCGUGGAGGAGGACGAGGGCUGCUGCUGCUGCGAUGUGGGUCACCUGCCCCACCUGCUGUCCUUUAACGCUGCGUUCGUGCAGCGCUGGCUCGCCUGGGAGGUCCUGCUCUCCAAAUACACCUUACAGAGCUACAGCAUCACGGAGAACAGCGCCGGAGCCAUGCUGCAGGUCUACGAGCUCCGCCAGAUCCUCACCACCUACUACGUCAAGGGAAUAAUUUAUUACGUGGUUGCGUCUCCGAAGCUGGAGGAGUGGCUCUCCAAUGACGCCAUGAUGGAAGGGCUGAAGAACUGCAGCGAGAGGAACUACGUUGACCUUGACCCGACCUUUAACCCCAACAUCGACGAGGACUACGACCACCGACUGGCCGGAAUCUCCAGAGACAGUUUCUGUUCUGUUUACCUCAGCUGGAUCCAGUACUGCAACUCUCAGAGACAGAAGCCGUUGGAGUGUGAGAAAGACUCAGCGUUGGUGUCUUUGUGUUUUGGUCUGUGUGUGUUGGGGAGGAGAGCGCUCGGCACUGCAGCUCAUCACAUGUCCAGUAAUCUGGAAUCAUUUCUCUACGGCCUCCACGCCCUGUUUAAAGGAGAUUUCCGGAUCUCGUCUGUGCGGGAUGAGUGGAUUUUUGCAGAUAUGGAGCUGCUCAGGAGAGUCGUCGUCCCGGGAAUACGCGUGUCCCUCAAACUGCACCAGGAUCACUUCACGUCUCCGGAUGAGUAUGACGACCCGUCGGUGCUGUACGAGGCGAUCUCGUCUCACGAGCGGACGCUGGUGAUAGCGCACGAGGGCGACCCGGCGUGGCGCAGCGCCGUGCUGUCCAACGCUCCAUCACUCCUGUCGCUACGCCACGUCCUCAACGAGGGAACCAACGAGUACAAGAUCAUCACGCUGAACCGCAGAUACCUCAGCUUCAGAGUCAUCAAGGUGAAUCAGGAGUGUGUUCGUGGCCUGUGGGCGGGGCAGCAGCAGGAGCUGGUGUUCUUGCGGAACAGGAACCCGGAGCGCGGAAGCAUCCAGAACGCCAAGCAGGCGCUGAGGAACAUGAUCAACUCGUCAUGUGACCAGCCGAUCGGUUAUCCCAUCUACGUCUCGCCCCUCACCACCUCCUACUGCAACACACACACACAGCUCACACACACACUGGGCGGAGCCAUCAGCAUCGCCAGCAUCCGACACUUCAUCAUCAACACCUGGCACAGGUUGCGUAAAGGCUGCGGAGCGGGUUGUAACAGCGGAGGCAACGUGGAGGAGUAUGACAUCGGGAAUUCUGGGAACGCAAACGACACACACCACAGAGUGACCAGCAUUCAACACACACACACGCCUCACUCACUGGGAACCAGUCAGAGUUCUCAGUCUGUGCGUUCCUCUCUGGUGCGUCACUCUCCAACUCGUUCGUCCGUGGCGAGUCAGUCGUCAUCGCUCCGUUACAACAGCAACGCAGAGCCGACUAUGUGCAAGCGACACACACUCACACACACACACACCCUCGCCGGCCUGCUCGACCAUCAUCAUCAUCACCAACAGCCCAGGAGAGAGGAUAUCUCCUACAGAGUACAGAUAGUGGAUGUGAAUCAGGUGUUGGAUGUGAUUAAUCUGUCGAAGCGUAAGGAGCUGCUGUGGCCUGACGAGUCGAUGAGGUUGAGGGCGGGGCCGAGCUGCUGGAGAGACUGGGGCCCCCUGGAGGGCAUGGAGGGACAUGUGAUUCACCGGUGGAUGCCUUGCAGUCGUGACCCUCUCUCUCGCUCCCCCAUCGAUAAAUCCAUCCUGCUGGUUCAGGUGGAUGACAAACUGGUUCCCAUUAUAGAGACCGGAGUGAUGGAACUGGGAGCAGAAGUGUAAACACACACACACACACGCACACACACACACACAACAGGCUGAUGGCAAAGACACACAGAAAGCCAGGGACAGGUACGAUCUUAGAUAGUAACACACACACACACACACAGGUGUCAAACACACAGAUUCGCACCUCGUCCACACGUUAAAGGAUAUUUUGGAAAAGCGUAAUCUUCUCUCUGGGUUUUUUGUCGUGUUUUAUGUCGCAGAUGAACACUGUGCAGGAGAGAUUUCACACGUUCAGUAGCAGACUGAAACACAAGUGACGGAAAAAACGCAGGAAUACUGACGCUGAAUCUGAUCAUAGUGGCCUUUUAACAUCUUCCUCAUCUUCUCUCAUCGUCUGUUAGAGAGACGUGUAAGACUGCGGUACGAUAAAGUGGAGCUUCUGGUCUAGACGUUACUCCCUGUACGUCACAGAAACAUCCCCUGGUACUGACCUUCCUACCUUUUCACCAUGGCAGGAAAAUUUUUUCUUUACUUUUCUAAACACAGCUCACUGUUUCGGCCACGGACACCAUCCUGGCUCACAUCUCAUCCUGUCUGUGAAUCUGGAGAACUCGGAGCGUGUCGGAUUUAUCCAGAGCAGCUAGCGUGUGUGUGUGUGUGUGUGUUCGCGUGUGUGUGUUCUUAUGGAUCUAGUUCACCAAGAGUCUCUCUUCCUAUAGAUCUAGAGCAGCUCUAGUGGUGGUUUGUUCUUACGGAUGUAUUCUGCAUUCGGCUUGAGGUCAUAGUAAGAAUUUCCAACGCUCCCUCAACUCGGAAUUUCUGCUCUCCUCAACCCCGAGUUCAGCAAGUGACAUCAAAUCAACAUGGCCGCUCAGAGCCUCAGCAGUAAACACAGCAGCACUUCUUACCUUUAUAUGAGUUAUACUGUAUAUACACGCAUCAGCUUUAGAUCAGAUAUGACUCAUCGCAGUUACCAAAAACAAACAAAACACAAACAGCGAGGCGUCCGUGGUUUUUUCCCCCGACUCUGUAGCUCCAAAGUACGGACGUUGGAAAUGCCGUAAUUCCGAGCUCGGAUUUCUCGAGGUAAGAGGAAGCAGCGCUAGUGCAGAAUGUGUGUUUUUGUGGUGUAGAGCACUCAGAGUUUGAGUGUUUGUUCUUCUUUAUCUAGAGCAGCUCUGUAGACGCUGAUGGAGUUCGGGAUGUUUUUACGACAGGGAGAAAACGUUCAGAAGGUACGAGAAUAAAUCUAACUAUCGAACGUGGGUUCUGUGUCUUCGCUAAUAACAGCUUAGAUGACGAGUUUACAGUUUAAUUUAGCUUUUUUUAAUGUUUUUUUAAGAUUAAUGAGUGAAGGUCUUGAUGUUGAUGCACUAUCGCCACCUACAGGACAGUCUAAAGUACAUGUUAUCGUAUGGUGAUUAAAAAAACAACAACAGAGAGAAUUUUUUUUUAAAAAAAGAGUAUUUUCUGAAAUAUCAGUGUGCGUGUGGACGAGGCCUCGGUCCCGCCUGUCGCUCUGCGUCACUCAGACAUGCUGCAUGACGGAUCACACUGCGGUAAAGCUUCGAGUUCUUUUCUUUUUGUUUCUUUUCUCUGUUUUUUUUCUGAGCAGUGCCGAAGCUUAUAGCUGACACUUUCCUGUAAAUCAUUCUGUGUUUAUCAUGAUCAUAAUUCACUCUCAGUGCUCUGUAAGUCCUUUUAUAGACGUUCUUUUAUAUUCAUAAACCACACAGCACCACUAACAGGACAAACACUAAACUACGCUGCGCCUGUAGGGGGCGCUGAGGGGAGCCUUUUACAUGCGGAAGAGACAAAUGUCUGAUAUAUUAAUGCAACUUAUACAACGAUGCAGCGUAUAGACUAUAUUAUUAUUAUUAUUAUUAUUAUUCUGUUUUUUAAGGACAGGAUUUAGGCGAGCGCGUCUCAGACUCAGAGAUAAUUAUAUUUCUGAAAAUACUUUAAAAAUAUUGUGUGUAUCAGACAAGUGUUUAUUCAAGCCUAUAUUUUGGGGCUUUUUUUUUUUUUUGCAUAAAUAUAUAUAAUGUCACCACAUGUUUACAGAUCAUUAAGAACUUUUAUUACAGCAUUAUAGUGUUUACUAAGAUAUAAAGCAUUAUAAGCAGUUAUGUUGAUUUAUGAAUGUGCUUUAGAGAAAGUGUCAGUUUUUGUUUGAUUUCUAUGCAUUUCGUCAGGAUUUCGACUUUCUUACACACACACACACACACACACACACACAAUCAUGGACAUUUGUUUCCCUUGUUUACAAUGACGCUUUAAUUUUUUAAUUGAUUUUUUUAGUAUUCUGCCAAACGUGUUCUCCACACAGACGAUAAUAUAAAAAAGAUGUUAUAUUAGGAUCAUUUGUAUUAUAAACGAUGAUAUUUAAAUAGAUAAUUUGCUUCCUUCAAAUGAGUGUUUGGGGUUUAUUUUUUAGUUUUUUUUAAUAAUGAUUCAUUCGUCAUGAUUUAUUUUUUUUAAUGAAUGAAGAAACAAUUAGGGCGAGUUGCACUAUGGAUUUAUUUUGUACGAUGUGUUUUUGAUUUACAGCGAUGCACUACAGUCUUCACGUCGUUUCACGCUUUUAUUUAUUAAACACGAUUCGACUCAUCAUGCCUUUUGGGGAAAAUGCAAUCAUGUGGGUUUUUAUUUUUAUUUUCUGCUUUUCUCUUCAAAUGAUUUUUACUGAAUAUAUAAUUGUAUAUAAAAUUAUUAUUAUUACUAUUAUUAUUAUUAUUAUUAUACAUGAGUGUAAAGAAGGGAUUGCUCUGAAUAUUUAUUACUGUGCUUAGACAUUUUGUACCUUUUUCAUUUACGCUAUAUAAAAUUAAAGGUUAUUAAAUGUAUAAACUGCCCGUGGGUUAAAACGGAGCCGCGCUUCUGAUGGACUGUUUCCCUGUUUAACUGAAAAUCUUUUUAUAAGAUGGAAAAAAUAAAUAAAUGAAUUUGA